Pteronotus mesoamericanus is the source of this 843-nucleotide messenger RNA. It is a transcript of the gene NXNL2, whose product is annotated as nucleoredoxin like 2. NCBI's taxonomy places the organism in Eukaryota, Metazoa, Chordata, Mammalia, Chiroptera, Mormoopidae. Gene Ontology annotation, biological process: photoreceptor cell maintenance; visual perception; sensory perception of smell. The transcript is spliced from 3 exons. Bases 103 to 573 code for a protein of 156 amino acids. The record is from RefSeq and is a predicted model, not a curated record.
GAUUACAGGGCACAUCUCUCCACUGCCCCGCCAUUGCUGCUCCUGACUGAACCUCCCUGGCGCUUCCAGGUGUGCUUCUCCACAGGUGUCCCAGGGCAGGCCAUGGUGGACGUGCUGGGCGGGCGGCUCCUGGUGACCCGCGACGGUGCGUGGGUGGAGGCUGAGGCAGCUCUGCAGAACAAGGUGGUUGCGCUAUACUUCGCUUCGGCCUGUUGCGCGCCCAGCCGCGACUUCACGCCGCUGCUCUGCGAGUUCUACGCGGAUCUGGUGGAGCGGGCGCGCCCGCCCGCGCCCUUGGCUGUGGUCUUCGUCUCCGCCGACUGCAGCGCACAGGAGAUGGAAGACUUUUUGCAUCAGCUGCCUGGCGCCUGGCUGGCGCUGCCCUUCCACGACCCCUACCGGCAUGAGCUGAGGACCAGGUACCACAUCACAGCCACCCCCAAGCUUGUGAUCCUGAAACCCAGUGGGGAGGUCAUCACCAACAAAGGGCGCAAGCAGAUCCGGGAGCGAGGGUGUGCCUGCUUCCAGGACUGGGUACAGGCCGCCGAAGUCUUUCAGAACUUCUCUGGCUGAAGUGGGGGAUCUCUGGGGACCUGGACAGGCGUGAAACACACUGGCUCUGCAGCAAAGUUAUGAGGACAAGAGAAGUGGGUGGUUCAGUGUAUGUCAGAGCAGAAGCACUCAGCUGUGGCAGAAACACUGCUCAGGAAGCAUGCCCUCCUGUUCAACUCCCCUGGCCUGCUUAUAGCUAUUUUUAUUCUCAGCACAGCAUUCUCCACAUGAGCUUAGCUGUGUUUACAUUGAGCUGUUGGAAAUCUAUGCAAAACAUGUAUUGAUACAAGC